CCGAACUGUUGAGAAAUACCAUUUCACUGCAAACGGUCAGUAAAAUUUUCACAUUCGUGUGGAAGUGUUGGAAAAGUUUUAGAAAUAAAUCUUUCAAUUUAUAAUUACUUAAAUUUAAACCACAAGGAUGGCCUGCACAAGCAUACCUGCCCAUAACCCGGCUGUGCCAUUUUUAGGGAAAUUCCACCACCCCCUGCACCCUGGAUCCAAAAUUAGAAUAGGCGGCAUGAUGACUCAAGGUGGUGACGAAAGAUUCGUUAUUAAUCUACAAUCUGGACCAAUUACCAAUCCCCGUGACGACACCGCUCUUCACCUAAGCAUUCGUCCUAGAGAUCAGACCAUUGUACGAAAUACAUACACCAACAAGCAAUGGGGUGCGGAAGAAAGAAGUGGUCACUGCCCAAUAAUACCAGGAAGGCCAUACGAUAUUGAAAUAGCUGUUCGUCUUGAUUGCUUCGCUAUAUUCGUCAAUGGAAGGCAUUAUUGUGAUUUUCGCUACCGAGCAGUCCGUUUCAAUCAUGUCUCAUUUAUCUCCGUGGAAGGCCAGACAAAUCUAAGAUUCGUAGAUAUACAUCAUUAGAGGGUGAUAGAACCAGGAAAUGUAAUACAUUCCCCUGAAGCAUAAAACGUGCAAAGCCCCACGUAAUCCAUCAAGAUAUUGUAAAUAAAUAAAUUAAUAAAAAAUAACGAAACA
Molecule: messenger RNA, 694 nt
Organism: Hermetia illucens (black soldier fly)
Lineage: Eukaryota; Metazoa; Arthropoda; Insecta; Diptera; Stratiomyidae
Product: galectin-5-like
Exons: 4
Coding region: 128-580 (150 amino acids)
Molecular function (GO): carbohydrate binding; galactoside binding
Source: RefSeq, a predicted model, not a curated record